GUAGAGUGAAAUCCCCGAUGAUGGUUCCUCACGUGGCACGUAACAGACACAAAGGUAGCAGCAACACAACACCGCCUCACCUUUCCUAACCUGCACCGUGGUGUCGGAGCCACAGAAGGAAUCAGCUGGGAUGCAUUUGGAAUUUUGCUUCUUGCUUCUUCUUUCGGCUUCAUCCCAGACUGGAGGUCAAAGUGUGGCUUUGCCUCCCGCCGCCACCCCGUCUGCCUGGCUGCCUCCUGCUGGCACCUCGGGGGGUUUUGACCUGAUAAAAGGUCUUGUGGAUGACGUCCUACAUCAAAGACACGAUGGUGGAGAUGAUACCACAACCGUAGCAAACACUGAGAAGACUCUUUUGAAGACGAUUGUUCCCGUGAUAACAAGAUCUACAGAAAUUACAUCUCAACAUGCAGCAGACUCUGUUUUCACAACAGCACAGCCUGGAACACAAGCAGCUGCUCCACACAGCAUUUCACCCACAAACACAGCAGAGGGCAGAGCGGCCGUGACCAAACAUCCUGUCAGUACCUUUUCAUCCCAGAAUGCAAACACCUCCACCCAGCCUCAGUCAGUGACGUCAUGGAGAAGAACAACCACAGCAGGACCCCUGACCUCCCGUGCAGGCCGAGACCCUGCUGGGCCACAGCACCUGGAGGUGCCACCUGAACUUAAUGUAGGUGAUGAAGAGCUCAAAAGAGUUCAGUGGAGUUCCCACGCUUCUCUGGACCCCCUCCUCGCUGGUCUGCUCUCAGUCUUCAUCGUCACCACUGCAGUCGUCUUCAUCGUCCUCUUUAUGCGCUUCCGCCAGCGGACGAACCACCCGGAGUUCCAUCGCCUCCAGGAUCUUCCCAUGGAUGAUUUGAUGGAAGACACCCCCCUCUCCAGAUACGCUUACUGAGGUGCGGCCGUUCUCACAAUAACAAAUCCUAAAAGGUGGAACGGUGUGGAUCUGUGCAGAGUCUUCGUCAAAUGAGUUCCUGAAAGUCAGUGAUGGAAGUGUGAACAGAACCGGUUACAGACUGUAGGGGCGUUAUUAUUUCUUUUUCUUCACAUUCUAUUUACAUUUCCAUUGCAUUAUUUACAAAAAGAUAAAGAAAAAAAGGCACACAGCACUUUAAUGUGACGUUAAUUGUCGUAAUAUAGCCACCCAGGGCCGUUGCUAGGAAUUCUGGGCCCCCUGAAAGAGUACUGGUGUGGGUGUCAAACUGGUUUUCAUUGGGGGCCCACAUCGCAGUUAAGGCUGCCCUCAGAGGGCCGCUUGUAACAGUGAAUAAUAUAUACAGUACAUUUUAAAUUGCUUCAUUACACAAUUAUUCAUUGUUAUAUAUUUUUACGUACACUGUAAGAAAAAGAUGUCGAUUUUAGAGUAAAGUUUAGCUGCCGAAAUUUUACCAUAAAAUGUACCGUGUUUUUUUUACAAUGUACACUGUAAAUGUAAAUGGGGAAACAGUACCACUGUUUUACUGUAAAACCUAUGGUCGUUGUUUUUACAGUGUAUUACUGUCAAUGAAAAAAAAAACAAUAUUACACGUUUUUUGGUUAUGUGUUUUUACGGAAAAAUUCUACCAGUUUUUUUUUUUACCGAAAAAUAAGUUUUACAUUGUACAAUUUGAUGGAUAAGUUGCUUCAAAAUCAUGAGUCAAGCAGAUAUUUAAGCACUUAUUUUGAUGUUUGGAAUGUGUGAUAAUAUAAUAUGUGUUGCAAUAUUAGAUUUGGUUUAAAAUAUGAAAUUGCAUACAGUCAAAAUAAAAAGUUGACUACAUUUAGAAACAAAUAGACGCAUGGUAAUUCCAGGCCUUUGCGGGCCACAUAAAAUGAGGUAUGAGUUUGACACAUGUGCUCUACCCCAUUCACUGGCCCCUUCAAUGUUCUUGUUUUUUUAGUGUUCUUGACGGUGCCUGGUGUAAUACACCCAAUAAGUUUUCUUUUUAUGAUUAACCACUUAAAGGCCUACUGAAAUGAUUUUUUAAAAUUUAAACAGGGAUAGCAGAUCCAUUCUAUGUGUCAUACUUGAUUAUUUCGCGAUAUUGCUAUAUUUUUGCUGAAAGGAUUUAGUAGAGAAAAUCGACGAUAAAGUUCGCAACUUUUGGUCGCUGAUUAAAAAAAAGCCUUGCCUGUACCGGAAGUAGCGUGACGUCACAGGUUGAAGGGCUCCUCACAUUUCCCCAUUGUUUACACCAGCAGCGAGAGCGAUUCGGACCGAGAAAGUGACGAUUACCCCAUUAAUUUGAGCCAGGAUGAAAGAUUCGUGGAUGAGGAACGUGAGAGUGCAGGACUACAGUGCAGUGCAGGACGCAUCUUUUUUUCGCUCUGACCGUAAUUUAGGUACAAACUGGCUCAUUGGAUUCCACACUUUCUCCUUUUUCUAUUUUGGAUAACGGAUUUGUAUUUCAAACCACCUCGGAUACUAUAUCCUCUUGAAAAUGAGAGUUGAGAACGUGAAAUGGACAUUCACAGUGACUUUUAUCUCC
This is a messenger RNA of Entelurus aequoreus (snake pipefish), 2468 nucleotides long. RefSeq lists its product as uncharacterized. NCBI's taxonomy places the organism in Eukaryota, Metazoa, Chordata, Actinopteri, Syngnathiformes, Syngnathidae. Bases 131 to 895 code for a protein of 254 amino acids. The record is from RefSeq and is a predicted model, not a curated record. The transcript is spliced from 6 exons.